GAACGAAUACUAUCACUCGAAUCUUUGCUUGAAGCCUGAAACACCAGAUAUUGUUUCCGCUGCAUCUUCUGAUAUACUCUCCAGGCCCAGAGUGAAUAAUUAUCCUAAGUAGAAGACGAGCCCAAAGAAUAUUCACGAUGCCUGAUGCAGCGAAAUGGGGCAGCGCUGCCCUUCGGUUCAUUCAACUUGCCCUUGCGGUCAUUGUUAUGGCCCUGAUAGGGAACAUGAUUGAUGACGCCAUACACGGCAGCUCGUCGGUGGUCAACUAUAAUCUAUUCGUACCAGCAUUCAUCUUAUUGUCUUUGCUCUAUCUUAUCCCGGCUUCGCUCAGCGACAAAAUCAUGCUCCAUCCAAUUCUCAUGUUCUUUAUCGAUGCUCUCUGCUGUAUCUUUGCCUUCUGUGGAGCUAUUGCCCUUCCGGCCAGACAGCAUGUGCAUAGUUGUUCCAAUAAGGACUACACUUCCACAAACACAGUCAGCAGCGGAUCGAAGUCCGGGGAGAAAACUUGCCGUGAAGGACAGGCGGCCACUGCUUUCUUGUGGUUCUUGUGGUUUGCCUUUUUGUUGUCCACCCUAUAUUCCCUCUGGCGUGUCAAGCAGCGCUUCUCCGGGGGUGGAGACCGCCAACGUACGUCACCCAACCGCGGACAGGCUCCAACAAUGUCCCAGGUAUAAGGACUGUCGCCGCAUAAAGCUACAAUGGCUUUCCAUCCAAGUUAUAUCUGUCCGGUGUAAAAGAUUAUCUUUGGCUUAAUACUUGGAUUGGAAGGGGACUUGAAUGGAAAAAUUUCGGGAAUAUCAGGAUUUCCAGGCGUCUAUAUAUACAUACUCCCCGUCGUUGCCUGCCGCCGACUCUACCGGGCUAAAACCUUGGUAUAGUGGCGUUUUGGUAGGUAUGGGGAAAAGCAUUUGCUUUGUCCUGUCCUUUGAAGUGGGUUGUAUAAUUUCUAAUAUUUACCCUUCAUUCAAUCCUUUACUCUGCUGUUUCAUAAUGUCUGCCGUCGAUUAGCAUGCCCUAAUCAACAUUUCUCUCUACAUACUCGUAAGCGAGUCCAUUCUCGUAGAAUAAUAUACUGGCAAACUCGGGGAAUAAUAUCCUUUUCCUUUGUGAAGACGCCAUAUUUGACAAUAUAUGAGGGCUACUCAGCAGUAGUAGGUCAAGAGAGGAGACAAAAGCCCAGUAGCAGUACGCCACCCUUGUUGAACUGGUAAUAAGUAGAUAAUACCAUGGGCUAACUUAUUCAACUUUAGCCCUCUCUGAACGACAAUAGGAAAAACGCAGAAUAGAAGAAAAUAUUAGAUCAUCGGAGCUGGCCAUCUUUGUCCAGAAUGAAUUCGUUCAUCGUAUGGAAGUAAAUAAAAGCACGAUAUCUCCCCUUGAACCGAAGUAGCCAACAAACAGCUAGACAAGCAGGAACAGGAGCUUCCCGGGAAGGAGCAUUUGACUCGCCCUCCAGCGGC
Molecule: messenger RNA, 1460 nt
Organism: Trichophyton rubrum CBS 118892
Lineage: Eukaryota; Fungi; Ascomycota; Eurotiomycetes; Onygenales; Arthrodermataceae
Exons: 3
Coding region: 138-674 (178 amino acids)
Biological process (GO): eisosome assembly; protein localization to plasma membrane
Cellular component (GO): plasma membrane; eisosome
Source: RefSeq, a predicted model, not a curated record